Colletotrichum truncatum is the source of this 936-nucleotide messenger RNA. The record is from RefSeq and is a predicted model, not a curated record. NCBI's taxonomy places the organism in Eukaryota, Fungi, Ascomycota, Sordariomycetes, Glomerellales, Glomerellaceae.
AUGGCCUACACCUUUACGGAAGGGGAAAAGAGGUUUAUCCUCGCAGAGGCUAUCAAGACCAGUAACUUAGAUGUGGGCCAUAUGGUUGAAUUUCUGAAGUCGUAUCAUAUCGAGCCUGACUGGCUCAAGAUGCAGCUGCCGAGCGGUCGCACUAUGGAACAAUGCAUACAAGCUACCGAACAGAUGUUCCAAGGCCCUAUGAGGGUACCAGAUCUGAAGCGCAAAUCCAUGAGCGAUCUCCUCGAGCAGCCACCCAAAAGGUUGGCGGUGGCUUCUCCAAUGGAACCUCCAGCGCAACUUCCUCUGCCGUCACCUCUUGGUUCUGCACCCCAAAGUUCAGCUGCCUACUCGAACCCGAUGUCUGUUCAUUCGAUCUUACCAGCGCCUACGCAACUACACAACACGCAGCUUGCGAACAUACAGCCCAGGCCGAUCAGCUCUGGUACAGAGGUUGGAAUAAAGUCAAAUGGUUAUUCUAGCCCGAAUCAACCGCCAGCUGCGCCGCCUCCGCCCCGAAAGAGAGGUCGGCCAUCUCGAGCAGAUAAGGCCAGGCAGUUAAGACCUUUACUCCCACAACAUCUCACUCCCCUCGCGCCAGCCCCUCCAACGCGCCCCCCGGCGAGGGAAAGCCCAAGCACACCGGCAGAAGGUUCCGUUUACAGUUUGUCGCCGGGCCCGGCCUCAGAAACACUUGGCGAGCCUCCCAAACGGAAACGCGGAAGGCCAAGGUCAGCAGAUAAAGGUCAUCCGGGCGCCUACAGAACGGAGCAAUCAAGGACACAUUCGGGACGAUCAACUCCCGGCGAGCCGGCCCGCGGCCGGUCUAGCGAGGUGCCUCGAAACUCUUACACCGAACAUGGGAAGCUCUCAGAGUCUCAGAAGGAAAGGGCUAUUCCGCACAUUGGCCAUUUAACACAGGAAGGACUAGCAAGAUAG